AUGGAGGGCUUCGACCUCAACGUCUUCCGUACUCGUUAUGAACUCCCUGAGAUAUUUCUUACCACCCUCAACUAUGGCUUUUACGCCUUCCACGUCCUAAACAGCCUCUUCGACCCGUCUCACAAGAUCCCUUGGUUAGACGUUCCCAUUGCAAUCAAGGCCGAGCUUCAUCAAAUUGCUUUUGUCGUCUUUCAGGCCUUACAACGCGCCAUUCGACUUGAAUGGGAUGUCUACGACUACGCCGAAGUCCUCGAGCAAGAAGAUCUGACCGAAGGAGAACAGAUGGAGCGGUUUCCCCCCAAUAUAGGGACAUUUGACGGUACAAGAAAAUAUCUAGACGUAGAACACGAACCAUGCGCAUUCAUCGAUCGAAAUGGUCGCAUUCUCUGGUUGUAUCUCCCUGCAAUCAUCCGGGAGGACCGAUGGACAGAGAUAUGUGACGCUGUGGCAAAGGUGUCAGCUACCCCCAACCCCCCGUUCGGUCGUCCACCAUCACUCUCUAAGGCCGACUACACGAAACGUUUCAAGGACAGCCCACAGCUGGCGCGUGGUGCAACCCAUCUUUUCCCUGCCGAUUUCGAACCGCGGUCGCGGUCCUCCCUUCCUUCCGAUUUACCCUUUCCAUGCCUUCCCUUUCGUGUGGAUGAACGCUACCACGGAUUUUGGCUCCUCGACAACAUAGGUUCAGACACCAUGGCCAUACUCGGUGCCGUUCUCGCCCUCGCCCAGCCAGCCCUUUUUCACGUUUCACUGGAAAUGUUCGAACGGCUUUCCAACCGCGACGUCAGUGUUGGCCAACCCUGGGUCUUCGAUGAGGUCCUGCGUCGAUGGGCAUCCCCAUUUCAGUCUUUCAGCAUUUAUAACGACCAUAGCCAACCUCCCCACCGGUACGCUAAUACCCAUCCAAUGGGAUUCGACCUCUUUCUGUCCGCAGGAGACGUAUUGGCGAAUCGUUUUACGGCCCCUACUCUCGGACGUGAAUUCUAUUUUGACCCGGGGACAAUCUGCAUCGGACUGGGUCACCUCAUUUGCCAUGGCUGGGUUACGGGGGGCGAUGGAGACCAUAUCGUCUGUCAUUUUUCUGUAAUGGAGGAGCUAGCUAACUACUUCGAUUACCUUAUGGCACCUCCUUCGGAUAAUGACUGCACCUGUUGA
Coprinopsis cinerea okayama7#130 is the source of this 1155-nucleotide messenger RNA. RefSeq lists its product as hypothetical. The record is from RefSeq and is a predicted model, not a curated record. The transcript has 5 exons. Lineage: Eukaryota; Fungi; Basidiomycota; Agaricomycetes; Agaricales; Psathyrellaceae. Bases 1 to 1155 code for a protein of 384 amino acids.